AUGGCCGAGAGCCAGAAUCCUGAGCUGCAGGCGCAGCUUGCGGAGCUCGAUCGCGAGCUAGAGCGCGCCCACGACGAGCAGGAGGGAGACAUUACUCAGAAGGGCUACGACAAGCGCCGUACCCUCUUACUUUCCCAGUACCUUGGCCAGGGUCCCACCGAUGGCAAUGCUGCCCGCACAUUCUCGAUCCAAUCGGGCGCCCCGAGCCUGGACCAGGGCCGCACCUUUUCCAUGUAUAGCGACAAUCGUGCAAGUUCCUUUGCCGCCUACAAUCCUCCCAGCAUCAGCCUGCCGCCCCAGCAGGAUGCCCCGCGCGCCCAGUCGCCCUACAACCCAAACGGCGGAUACUUUCCUGCCCAAGACCCAAACCAAAUUCCGCCACCCACGCCCGUGGGCCGGUUUCAGGAAAGGGAGCUAGGCAUGCGCAACUCGGUGGUGCAACGUCAGUCUUCGUACAGCAGUGACUCCUUUAUCCCUAGACCGCAGACUCCGGAAAUGUAUGGCAACCCCUCGCGAUCUAGCACCCUCAUGAACUCGGAUUUCGCCUUCAACCCUGCCGCACACCAGACAUACAAUGAGCAGUCGCCCGGCGGCACCAGUCGCCUGAGCACAAUGCUCGAUUCCCAACAAGGUUAUUUCUCGGACUUUGCCGGAGCCCAGAUGCAGGAUCCAUCCAGGGACAGCUAUGGAGGUCCGAAUCGCUAUUCGUCUGGAGAUGCCUUCUCUCCAACCGCCGUCAUUCCGCCGCCAAUGCUAGGGGAACAUGAACUGCCUCCUCCAAGUGUAGUCGAGUGUCAAUUGCCGCUGGAGCCCCGCGAGGUACCCUUUGCCGUAUACGACCCACACAACGGGAAUGUUCCAAUGUCUAAAUUCGAUAAUAUUGGAGCGGUUCUGCGCCAUCGCGGCCGCACAAAUGCAAGACAGGCUGCUUUCUGGGUCCUUGAUUCCAAGGGCAAAGAAACCGCGUCGAUCACUUGGGAAAAGCUGUGCAGCAAGGCGGAGAAGGUUGCACAGGUCAUUCGCGACAAGAGUAAUCUGUAUAGGGGAGACCGCGUUGCGCUGGUCUACCGGGAUAGCGAGAUCAUUGAUUUCGCCAUUGCUCUUUUGGGCUGUUUCAUUGCUGGCGUCGUGGCCGUUCCAAUGAACAGUGUCGACGACUACAACAGGCUCAGUUUACUUCUCACGACUACCCAGGCUCAUCUGGCGCUGACCACGGACAACAACCUGAAAGCCUUCCAGAGGGAUAUCAGCAACUCACGCCAGAAGUGGCCCACGGGUGUUGAGUGGUGGAAAACGAAUGAGUUUGGCAGUUAUCAUCCGAAGAAGAAAGAUGAGGUCCCUCCUUUACAGGUCCCGGAUCUGGCGUACAUCGAGUUUUCUCGUGCUCCUACUGGAGAUCUGCGCGGCGUUGUCCUCAGCCACCGCACCAUCAUGCACCAAAUGGCUUGCAUCAGCGCUAUCAUUGCUUCCAUCAACAAUAGCGAACAGAAGGAGAAGGCCGACACAUUCAAUCCCAAUCUCCGAGACAGAAACGGCAACUUCAUUGUUCCAAACCAACAGCCUAGGAGCACGGGUGGAGAAGUGAUUUUGAGCUACCUCGAUCCUCGUUCCGGUCCUGGAAUGAUUUUAGGCGUGCUUCACGCCGUAUAUGGAGGGCACACGACUGUUUGGAUGGAGCCAAAGACUGUCGAGACUCCUGGAUUGUACGCACACCUCAUUUCCAAGUACAGGACUACUAUUAUGGUUGCGGACUACCCCGGUCUGAAGCGGGCAGCAUACAAUUAUCAACAGGACCCCAUGGCCACCAGAAAUUUCAAAAAGAAUACCGAGCCCAACUUUUCCUCUGUCAAGAUAUGUCUCAUCGACACUCUGACCAUCGACUGCGAAUUCCAUGAAGUCCUAGCGGACAGAUGGCUGCGUCCCAUGCGGAAUCCAAGAGCGCGAGAGCUUGUAGCACCCAUACUUUGCUUGCCAGAGCACGGAGGCAUGAUUAUUUCAGUCAGAGAUUGGCUUGGUGGCGAAGAAAGAAUGGGGUGCCCUCUGAGCGUGGACCCUGAACCAGAAGAGGGCGAGGACGAAAAGGACAAGGCGCUCGAGGCGUCAGCUGCCAAUGGCUAUAGCAGCUUGAUUGGUGGUGGCGGUGCAACGUCGAAGAAGUCGAAUAAGCAGAAGAGCCGCACCGAGCUGAGCGAAGCUCUCCUUGACAAGGAAGCUCUCAAAACCAACGAGGUUAUUGUCCUUGCUAUGGGCGAAGAGGUGAAGAGGAGAUCCAAUGAGCCCGGCACAGUCCGAGUUGGAGCUUUCGGUUAUCCUAUCCCCGACGCAACGUUGGCGCUCGUUGAUCCCGAGACGAAUCUUCUGUGCUCCCCUUACCAGAUUGGCGAAAUCUGGGUGGACUCACCAUCUCUGUCAGGUGGGUUCUGGGCGCUGCCAAAGCAUACAGAAAGUAUUUUCCAUGCACGCCCCUACCGAUUCAUGGAAGGGAACCCCACCCCGGUUCUCGUUGAGCCUGAAUUUCUCCGCACCGGUCUGCUGGGCUGCAUCAUAGAAGGCAAGAUCUUUGUUCUGGGUCUGUACGAGGAUAGAAUCCGGCAGCGAGUCGAAUGGGUUGAGCACGGCGUGCAAGAAGCGGAGCAUCGCUAUUUCUUCGUGCAGCACCUUGUCGUGAGCAUCAUGAAGACCGUUCCGAAGAUUUAUGACUGCUCCGCUUUCGAUUCCCACGUUAACAGCGAAUAUCUUCCCAUUGUUUUGAUCGAAACUCAGGCUGCAUCUACAGCUCCGACCACAACUGGCGGUCCCCCACGUCAAUUGGAUAUUGCCUUCUUGGAUUCACUCUCUGAGCGCGUCAUGGACGUCCUUUACCAAGAGCAUCACCUCCGUGUCUAUUGCGUCAUGACAACCGCUCCGAACACACUGCCCAGGGUGGUCAAGAACGGACGAAGAGAAAUCGGCAACAUGCUCUGCCGGAAAGCUUUCGAUAGCGGGGAACUUCCCUGCGUCCAUGUCAAAUUCGGCGUUGAACGGGCUGUCCAGAAUCUCCCUGUCGGAGAUGAUCCUGCUGGCGGGAUCUGGUCUGCACUCUCAACCGCAGCUCGUCAGGACAUGCUCAUGAUGCAAGACAAGCAAUACUCUGGAGUCGACUAUCGCGAAGUCGUCAUUGAUGACCGCACAUCAACGCCGCUCAACCAAUUCAGCAACAUUCACGACCUUUUGCAAUGGCGUGUAUCAAGACAAGCAGAAGAACUGGCUUAUUGCACAAUAGACGGUAGAGGAAAAGAAGGCAAGGGCAUCAACUGGCGCAAGUUUGAUUUGAAGGUCGCAGCCGUUGCCAUCUACCUGAAAAACAAGGUCAAAGUCAUCCCCGGCGACCACCUAGUCCUUAUGUACACGCAUUCGGAGGACUUCGUGUAUGCGAUCCAUGCCUGUUUCGUACUUGGCUUGGUCGCAAUUCCCAUGCCAAUUUUGGACCAAAACCGUUUGGGAGAGGAUGCGCCCGCCUUACUGCACAUGGUUGCUGAUUACAAGAUCAAGGCGAUCAUUGUCAACAACGAAGUUGACCAUGUGCUCAAGCAAAAGGCCGUUUCACAGCACCUCAAACAGACGGCUACUGCGCUGAAGGUCAGCAUGCCUCAUACCUACAACACCUCGAAGCCAUCCAAGCAGUCACAGGGCUGCCGCGAACUCAAUUUGACAAUCCGGCCUGCAUGGGUCCAGCCCGGCUAUCCGGUUCUGAUCUGGACAUACUGGACGCCUGACCAACGGCGAGUUGCCGUGCAGCUGGGCCACGAUACUUUGAUGGCACUUUGCAAAGUUCAGAAGGAGACCUGCCAGAUGACGAGCACUCGACCUGUUCUUGGUUGCGUACGAAGUACAAUUGGUCUAGGUUUCAUUCACACUUGCCUCAUGGGCAUCUUUUUGGCUGCCCCGACGUACCUGGUUUCGCCAGUGGACUUCGCACAGAACCCCAACAUUCUUUUCCAGACUUUGUCGCGGUAUAAGAUCAAGGAUACAUAUGCGACUAGUCAAAUGUUGGAUUUUGCCAUGGGACACAAUGCUGGCAAGAGCGCUGCUUUGCACGAGCUCAAGAAUCUUAUGAUCUCAACUGACGGAAGGCCACGUGUGGAUGUUUACCAGAAAGUGCGGCUGCACUUCGCGGCUGCCGGUCUUGAGAGGACUGCCAUCAACACCAUUUAUUCACAUGUGUUGAACCCCAUGGUUGCCUCCCGGUCAUACAUGUGCAUUGAGCCAAUCGAAUUGUGGCUUGAUAUGAACGCUCUCCGUAGGGGUCUCAUUGUCCCUGUUGAUCCUGAUACCGAGCCAUUCAGUCUGCUUGUCCAAGACUCAGGCAUGGUUCCUGUUAGCACGCAGAUUUCUAUUGUUAACCCAGAAACCAAUCGUCUUUGCCUCAAUGGAGAGUAUGGCGAAAUUUGGGUGCAGUCAGAAGCGAAUGCCCACAGCUUCUACGGCUCGAAGGACCUCUUCGAUGUCGAGAGGUUCAACGGCCGGACCGUUGAUGGCGACCCGAAUGUCAGGUACAUGCGUACUGGAGAUCUCGGUUUCUUGCACAAUGUCGCCAGGCCCAUUGGCCCCGGAGGCACCAUGGUAGACAUGCAGUGUCUGUUUGUACUGGGAAGCAUUGGCGAGACCUUCGAGGUCAACGGAUUGAGCCAUUUCCCGAUGGAUAUUGAAUACUCGGUGGAACGGUGCCACCGCAACAUCGUUCCAGGAGGCUGCGCCGUGUUCCAAGCAGGCGGGAUGAUCGUCAUUCUUGUGGAGAUCUUCCGCAAGAACUUCCUUGCAUCGAUGGUGCCCGUCAUCGUGAACGCCGUGCUGAAUGAGCACCAUAUCGUCACGGACAUUGUUGCGUUUGUUUCCAAGGGAGACUUCCCGCGCUCCCGACUGGGCGAAAAGCAGCGUGGUAAAAUCCUGGCGACCUGGGUGACACGCAAGAUGCGCACCAUUGCGCAAUUCAGCAUCCGCGACCCCGAUGGCGCGGACAGCCAGCUCACCGAAGUGGCUGAAGAAAACACGGGCGCUGCGCGUCAUAUGAGCAUGAUGCAACAACAGCCACAGGGCAGCAGGAACGGCAGCAUCAAGCGACCCAGCAGUCUUCGCAAGGUCACCUCUGCCUCGGCUUUGCCUGACCCUAGUCUGCCUUCCCCGCUGCAAAUUCACCAGCAACAACAAGCAGGCUUUGAGCUUCAACCAGGCAUCCAAGAGAUCCCUACCCCAGGUGAGGGUGAUGACGCACGCACUCCGACGGCAGAGCACCAUCGGCAGGCGUAUCCGCACCUGCAGCCUCCUGAUAUGGCUGGCCCCGGCAGCGGCAUGAUGGACUACUCUCCAGUCGACAUGGCGGGCGUCUUCGACAACGGCAGCUAUACCAACAGCGGUCAAAACUCGAUCCAGCAGAGCCGGAGACCGAGCAUGAUUGACAUGCCUCCCGGCCAGAUGCAGCAGCAGCAGCAAUGGCACGGGCAGGCGUACGACCCUGCUUGGCAGCAACAGCAGCAUUUCCAGCAACAGCAGCAGGGGUACAUGCAAAACGAAGAAGGAAAUGAGCAGGCGCCGCAGCCGAGUUAUGCGAGCAAGCCGUUUCUGAGUUUGCCGGCUGACAUCGAGGGCGACAGUGGCAGGAUCGGCGGAGCGGGUGGUGGGUUGAGGGUGGCGAACAGGAGCAGCGUUGAGAGCGACGAGUGGCCGCAGGAGGCGUUGAUGCACAUGAACCUUAACCGUUGA
Molecule: messenger RNA, 5739 nt
Organism: Lasiodiplodia theobromae
Lineage: Eukaryota; Fungi; Ascomycota; Dothideomycetes; Botryosphaeriales; Botryosphaeriaceae
Product: AMP-dependent synthetase/ligase
Exons: 7
Coding region: 1-5739 (1912 amino acids)
Cellular component (GO): cytosol
Source: RefSeq, a predicted model, not a curated record